This is a messenger RNA of Rana temporaria (common frog), 2383 nucleotides long. RefSeq names its product DBF4 zinc finger (gene DBF4). Gene Ontology annotation, biological process: regulation of cell cycle phase transition; positive regulation of nuclear cell cycle DNA replication. Gene Ontology annotation, molecular function: zinc ion binding; nucleic acid binding; protein serine/threonine kinase activator activity. The transcript is spliced from 13 exons. The record is from RefSeq and is a predicted model, not a curated record. Bases 212 to 2278 code for a protein of 688 amino acids. Lineage: Eukaryota; Metazoa; Chordata; Amphibia; Anura; Ranidae. Gene Ontology annotation, cellular component: nucleus; Dbf4-dependent protein kinase complex.
UGCAGUUCCGGACGCCGCGCUGCGUUUCUCGGGUUCGGUGGGCGGGGUCUGUGAGGAAGAAGGCGGGAAAUCAAACCUCGGGGUGAGCGGCGGACGCGGAGAACUGGCGCAGCGCCGGGAAGUGACGGAAAGCCGGGGGAAGGCGGCUCUGAGCGGAAAGCCGUUAUCCCCUGCAGCACCGAAAACAAAUAAUGUGAAUUUGCAACCCAAGAUGCAGCGAAGCAAAGGGGCAACACAAGGGAGGGGUGUGAAAAUGAAGCCAGCUCGGCCGGCCGUAAAACAACCCCUGGAAAAGGGCACCACAGAUAAACCUUUGGCUGGUAGAGUCUUCUACUUGGAUAUCACUUCAAAACUCGUAUCUGAAAAGUUAGAAAAGGAUAUUAAAGACUUAGGCGGGACUGUUGAAGGUUUUCUCAGCAAAGAAAUAAAAUAUCUGAUUACUAAUAAAAAGGAGGCAAAGUGCACAAAGUCUUUAAAGUAUUCGUGUUCCCUGUCGAGUCCUGAGCCUGCGGCGAAUGCAGGAAGUAGUUCAGCUCAGCCAGGAAGUCGUCGGGGAGGAAUCCAGGAAGCAGGCUCCAGUAAGAAACCAGAAAAGAAUGAUGUCAGCCGUGGAAAGUCUUUACUGAAAAAGGUUAUUAAGCAACAGGAAAUUCUUUCAAAAAACAGCAUAUUGGCUAAUGCCUGGAACUGGGGAGUCCGAAUUCUGCAUGUGGAUGAAGCAAAAAUUUAUAUAGAACAGAAAAAGAGAUUGUUGCAACAAGGGAAACAACCUGAAGCGGCUUCUAAACCAGUGGUUAAACAACCAGUACGUCGAAAACCAAGAGCACAGAAAUUGAAGAGCCCCUACAUCAAGGUGGAAGACCGCAGUUGCCAGUACAGACCGCUAUAUCUAGUGCUUCCAUGCUUCCGAUCUUUUCAGUCUUCGCCUUCCAAGCUGUGCCAGUCAGUGGAAAAGAAAGCUGCAACCGCUAAUAAAGCUACAGACACAAAGCAAGGUUUAAACAAGACUUGGCACGGGCAAGAUGGUGGAAACAAUUCACAUUGUAUAAUGAGGGAGAAGAAGCGUGGAUACUGUGAAUGUUGCCUACAGAAAUACGAUGAUCUUGAAGCUCAUGUUGUAAGUCCGCAACACAAAAACUAUUCUCAGGGACCUAAUUAUCAAGAUGUGGAUAAUCUCAUCUCCAUGUUUGAUUUUGACUUUGUGGACUGGUCAGUGUGUAGACAAGAAGCUAAAAGUUCUGUAUUGAUGCCGACUGUGACUGUUGAUUGGCAUGAAAAGGAGAUUGCAGAAAAGUAUCAGCAGGUUUACGAAAAAAUACCUUCAUCUGGAAGGCUGACACCAGAAACCGUACAGAGGACUGAGUUUGAGGAUCCACUUGCUGCUGCUGACAACUGUCUUGUGAAUAACAUCCAGAGCCCUGAACCUAUGGAUUCUGUUUUUUGUCCAGUUCAGAUUGUGGAAAACCAUGCUUGUGCAUCGGACAGCUUUGACAUCCCUCCUGGAACACCGGCCUUUCUACCAUAUUCUGAAAAGUCCCUGACCCAUGUCGGUGACACCGUAGCCGUAUGUGAUGGGAACACCCAUCGUCCUGUUCAUACCUCACAAGAAUUAACACUGGGGAUAUCUGCCACACCUAUCCAAGAAUGUUCACCUGAGCCUGUAUAUGAAUAUCCAAGUAAAAAGAUGAAACUGGAUGGUUCCUUGGUUUCGGAAACUUUGUAUUGUGAACCUCUGGAUGCUAAUCAUGUGACUAAACCAGUAAUGGACUCUGUACCUAAGGGGUUGGAGACAGCCUGUCUAUUAAACCGUUCAGAUGGAUUACAUGACCAAAGUCUGCAAAGCUCCCCCAGCCAACUGCACAGAAAGGUGAAAAGAUUGGAGCGCAAGGCAAGAAAGCAGGUGGACCUCUCUGCCAUGCCUGUGGAGGGCCUCUCUGCCAUGCCUGUGGAGGGCCUCUCUGCCAUGCCUGUGGAGGGCCUCUCUGCCAUGCCUGUGGAGGGCCUCUCUGCCAUGCCUGUGGAGGGCCUCUCUGCCAUGCCUGUACGCAAGGUGUCUGUUCCUGUGGAAGAUCAUGAAUCUGGUUCAUACAGAGAAAGACUUUUAUCAUUAUUUGAGACCAGUGAAGUGCAGUCUGAGUUCUGUGGGUUCUCUUGCAAGUCUGGGAGUUUACCUCAUGGUACGGAUGUCAAAGAGGGACAUCCAUCUUCCAAAGAUGACUUUAUUUGGUGCUGCUUUUCAACCACAAGUUCUUCUGUUGAGACGUUUUAUGGGUUUUAAGAGGAUUUUUUGUUAAUGUCCAAAAUUGAGUUUGUACAUUUUUAGAGUAUUUUGGUCUUUUCAAGUAAAUGCUUUUUCUAUUAGUACAAUGAACAGUACACACAA